UCAGGAAUCACAUAAUUUCCUGUGAUUAAUCGUGGCGAGCCUUUCACUCGACGUCUCUUUUAACGGCCGCCUCUCCGGCCCUUCCCCCUCAACAUUUUCACCGUCUUUCGGUAGCCAUUCGGCCACAGUCAUUCUUUAGUUUAUUUUUUAUACUGCAUACAGUUCAUCACGCUCUUUAAUAUUGUAAUAAUUGUUGUGUCGUCCGUCCAGCUGAAAUAAUACACUCUUUCGAUUUUCUACCUGCGACGGCCACCUUAAUACGCUCUCUCACAGCAUAAAGAUUCCUGGAGAACCUAAUCGUCACUCUUUUCAAGAACACGUCCACGCAAACAAACUCUUACCAAAUCCAUCCAAUCCUAACUAGCCUUAUCACACACAAUGGCCUACUCAACAUCAACAGACAGCGGCUUCUUUGUCGAAUCCGAUGAGCCUCGACAGCCUAAGAUGAGUAUGAAGGAUGCAGCAAAAAUGUUGGCCCGCAACAGACAAGAAAUGAUUGCGAACGACCUGUCUCGGUUAGCCGGCGAUGAAUAUCUCGAGGAUAUCAUGCAACAUAUGAGACACAUGGAGGACGAGACGUUACCUGACGCCAAUCUAAUCGAUAUGCAGCGAGAGAUUCAAUGGUUCAUGCGACCUUAUCUGAUCGAUUUCUUAAUUGAGGCUCACGCUGCCUUCGCACUUCUUCCCGAGACUUUGUUUUUAACCGUGAACCUCUUGGACCGCUACUGCUCAAAGCGAGUCGUCUAUAAGCAGCACUAUCAACUGGUUGGGUGCGCAGCCUUACUCAUCGCUGCCAAGUAUGGUGACAAGAAAGACCGAGUCCCCCAGAUCAACGAGUUGAACAACAUGUGUUGUGGACUUUACGAUUCGGGCAUGUUUACCCAAAUGGAAAUGCAUGUUCUUAACACCCUUGAAUGGACCAUCGGACACCCAACCGUCGACUUCUUUACCCAGCUCAUAGUUGCCGAGGAGGCCGAUGACCGAGAAGUUGACCACAUGGCCGCUUACCUCUGCGAAAUUGCAUUGUACCACCGAGACUUCGUUUCCACCAAGCCCUCGAUAAUGGCACGUGCCUCGCUCGCUCUCGCCCGUGCGAUACUUGGACGACCGGAAGUGAACGACGGAGAAUGGGAUCACAUUGAGAAUGUGACGGUCCUCGCCCUAUCGCAACACUUGCACCAGCCAUCCGUCACCUUGUCAAGAAAGUACUCUUCCCAGCACUUCUCUCGCGUCUCUGGAAAGCUAGCCGAAUUUCUUGAACAGCAAGCUGCUAUCGCCCAUCGAGCGCAAGGUCCCCCUUCCCCCCCGGCUGAAUCUACGUUGUCAGCACCGCACUCGAACAUCUACAGCACUCCUCAGAAAGGCCACGGUGCCGCUUUAGGUGUCGCCGACGGAUAUCUAACUCCGCCUAUUACACCUGACGGAGUCAACUUCGGUGUUGCAGACCCAAUGAACAAGUACGUCCCGCCUCGGUGCCCGGUUACCCCUACACCUCAGCCUCCCAGCAUGGCCGGUUAUCAGCAGCAGCAGCAACCGCAACCACUACCACUACCUCAGCAGCAGCAAUAUACUGCUUACUCGUACGAACAGUACAGUGGUCAGAUGGUCUCAUAAAGCUCCCUGUUCCCUGGCCAACAUUUCCACAUAUUUGAUGUAAACUCACUAUCAAUUUUAACACACUAACGA
Hypoxylon fragiforme is the source of this 1686-nucleotide messenger RNA. Its product is annotated as cyclin. Lineage: Eukaryota; Fungi; Ascomycota; Sordariomycetes; Xylariales; Hypoxylaceae. Gene Ontology annotation, molecular function: cyclin-dependent protein serine/threonine kinase regulator activity. Gene Ontology annotation, biological process: regulation of cyclin-dependent protein serine/threonine kinase activity; mitotic cell cycle phase transition. The coding region runs from base 379 to 1614 and encodes 411 amino acids. The transcript is spliced from 3 exons. Gene Ontology annotation, cellular component: centrosome; cytoplasm; nucleus. The record is from RefSeq and is a predicted model, not a curated record.